AAGUUAAUAAAACGUAGUGUAUGAUCUUAAAAUAAAAAAUUAAUACAGAGUUUAAAUAAAAACUUAGCGUUGCACCAAAUAUCAACAUCACAAGUAAUAGGUUCGGUGAUCGGUCAGUUUCUAUAUAAUCAUCCUUUUAUAUCAAGAUUUUGUGUACCGACAAGCAGGUCAUCGCGUUGAUGCUGUUCGGAAAUCAAUAUGGCGUCGGACAUCGUGGUACACUGAUGUUAAUAGCCGGCCGCUGGUCCAUUUUAACGUGGAUUAUCUUCGAGUGUUUCAUACGUUGACAACUAUACUUGCCGCUGCUCUGAGGAUGCGUGACAAUGCGCGAAGAGGCAAGUUCAGAACAAAGGACAAAGCUCAGUCAUAAGGAGUGGCGUUGCAUCGCGAAAAAUGAACGUCGCAGGCGUAAACGGCGGUUAAUGGCACAAGAACGUGACGCCAAUAAGGAACGUUUGAGGGCAGCACUGAAGAGCAAUAUGGAGUAUAUGAAAUUUUGCGCGGAAGAAGAGAAGGAAGCGCAAGCAAGAGAAGCAUGUGAACGAGAGGAACAUGCGGAACGAGAGAGACUCUGGCUGAACGAAGAAAUAAGAGCGCAGAAAACAUGGCAAGAACUUCAGAAACAAAUUGCGAAGGAGGAACAAGAGAAACGUGAGCAGGAGAUGAAGAUUCGGGAAGAAUUAGAGGCAAAGCGUGCGGCAUUAUUAAAGAAAAAAGAGGAGGAAAAGAAAAAACGCGAAGAGCAGCUUCGUAAACAAGAGCAGCUGCAGAAGGAUAUCGACGAUUACAUCGACAACGGAGUGAAAACUCCCGACGUUCUACGCGAAGUCUUCGACAAUCAGCCUACCAAAGAUCUCUGCCCAUUUUUUACGAAAACAGGUGCUUGCCGGUAUGGAAACGCGUGCUCCAAGAAUCAUCGUAAAAUCUUUUUAAGCAAAGUAAUCAUGAUACCCGGAUUCUAUUCACACUUCUCCCUUGAGAAGAACUCGGCAGA
Wasmannia auropunctata (little fire ant) is the source of this 994-nucleotide messenger RNA. Its product is annotated as U2 small nuclear ribonucleoprotein auxiliary factor 35 kDa subunit-related protein 2. Gene Ontology annotation, molecular function: metal ion binding; RNA binding. Lineage: Eukaryota; Metazoa; Arthropoda; Insecta; Hymenoptera; Formicidae. The transcript has 3 exons. The annotation marks the transcript as partial. The record is from RefSeq and is a predicted model, not a curated record. Gene Ontology annotation, cellular component: U2AF complex. Gene Ontology annotation, biological process: mRNA splicing, via spliceosome.